This is a messenger RNA of Pseudopipra pipra, 636 nucleotides long. It is a transcript of the gene PVALB, whose product is annotated as parvalbumin. The coding region runs from base 115 to 447 and encodes 110 amino acids. The transcript has 5 exons. Gene Ontology annotation, molecular function: calcium ion binding. NCBI's taxonomy places the organism in Eukaryota, Metazoa, Chordata, Aves, Passeriformes, Pipridae. The record is from RefSeq and is a predicted model, not a curated record. Gene Ontology annotation, cellular component: cytoplasm.
GAGCGAGAGAGAUUAUAUAAGUGGGGUUCCUACCCCGAGUUCCACCUCUUUUUGACCACCUCCCUAUCUCACACCCUUUUCAAGCGUGCUUAGCAGAGAUCCAAGUGUUGCAGGAUGGCUAUGACUGACGUGCUCAGCGCUGAGGAUAUCAAGAAGGCUGUGGGAGCCUUUUCAGCGGCUGAAUCUUUUAACUACAAGAAGUUUUUCGAGAUGGUAGGAUUGAAAAAGAAGAGCCCAGAAGAUGUGAAGAAGGUUUUUCAUAUUCUUGAUAAAGAUCGAAGCGGUUUCAUUGAAGAGGAAGAACUGAAGUUUGUACUGAAGGGCUUUACCCCAGAAGGAAGAGACCUAUCAGACAAAGAAACGAAGGCUCUUCUGGCUGCUGGAGACAAGGACGGUGAUGGUAAAAUUGGCGCUGAGGAAUUUGCAACUCUGGUGGCUGAAUCAUAAAGGCUUUGACCAAUGCAAACCCUUCACCCAUCCUUCACUGCCCAAUUCCAACCACCUCCUGCUGACUGCUUUGGCUCCUGUUCUAUUUAUUUAUGUUAUUUUAUACUCCAGCUCUGUUCUCUGCAAUCCUGCAACUCUGUAAUUGUGCUGAAAGAUACUGUUAAAAUAAUAAAGGUCACAUCAAUCUGG